AUGCCUGUCCACUAUCUAAUUCUGCUCUCCCGACAGGGCAAAGUGCGCCUCGCAAAGUGGUUCACCACUCUCUCUCCCAAGGAGAAGGCCAAGAUCAUCAAAGAUGUGACUCAACUUGUGUUAUCCCGCCGGACGCGGAUGUGCAACUUCCUCGAAUACAAAGACUCAAAAGUCGUUUACCGCCGUUAUGCCUCCCUAUUCUUCAUCGCGGGCUGUGCCUCAACCGACAACGAACUGAUCACCCUGGAAGUGGUGCACCGAUACGUGGAGCAGAUGGACAAAUACUAUGGCAACGUCUGCGAGCUGGACAUUAUCUUCAACUUCCAAAAGGCAUACUUCAUUCUGGAUGAAUUAUUGAUAGCGGGGGAAAUGCAAGAGACCAGCAAGAAGAAUGUUCUUCGCUGUAUCAGCCAGCAAGACAGUCUGGAAGACAUGGAGGUUGAGGAAGAUGUGGUUACCAAGAUCAUGUAG
Penicillium antarcticum is the source of this 471-nucleotide messenger RNA. RefSeq names its product AP-1 complex subunit sigma. Gene Ontology annotation, biological process: protein transport; vesicle-mediated transport. Gene Ontology annotation, cellular component: intracellular membrane-bounded organelle; AP-1 adaptor complex. Gene Ontology annotation, molecular function: clathrin-cargo adaptor activity. Bases 1 to 471 code for a protein of 156 amino acids. The transcript is spliced from 5 exons. The record is from RefSeq and is a predicted model, not a curated record. NCBI's taxonomy places the organism in Eukaryota, Fungi, Ascomycota, Eurotiomycetes, Eurotiales, Aspergillaceae.